AUUUUUUUCUGACCGAGAGAUUGUAAACGAGGGUGUGAUUGGCUUCAAAUUGUGUCAAAAGCGAACUGGGGUGUUGGAUUAGAUGCGAGGGUGCAGAUCUGCUUGAGUAUUGUCCCAGCCUCGGUUCCACAGCCGCAUUACGAGUUUCUCGUGGGAUUAAAUUUUGUUGGGAGUAAUUUGCAGUGAGGAGGGUGCAAGUCUGCUUGAGUUCCAAGUGCGGUCAGUGGAGCUCAAGACCGACGGCAAUUCUGUGUGCUGUUGACAUAAUUGUUGUGGGAACUUAUCCAAGUCGUACGUUUACACAAUUAUCUUGUAGAUCAUUGCAGCGUUGCAGCCUGCGUGCAUCCAUUUUUUUUUCGCAUCCCGUUGCGUGUGGGGCAUGCCAGAGACUGGCUAAGCAUGUGAGGUGCUUUCCUCUUACAAAAGGAAUUGCGGAAAGAGGCGUCUAAUUGAGUCUUGGAAAUACAACUGUGAAGUCCAUGACACCCCUUUGGUGAUAGAAGGGAUCCAUCCAUCAGCGGAGAUUUAAGACUGCUGCGCAAGUUCAAAGGUGUGACACCCUGAUAUCGUUGGAUUAGUUCAAGAAUGGUAGACGAAAGAAAUUGAGCAUCUCCGAGAUUUUCGGAGAUACAAAGUGGAGGUUAGACGAUCUACUGAGGACAAGGUGUCCUGCAAUUGCGACGAGCUAUAGAUUGUAUACUGCCUAUUUGUCAAAGGCAGUUGGGAACUGGAAUGCGUUUGUGUGUAGCUCUUCCUUCAAUUUAUGUGGCCUUCGAGAGUUAUGGAGUAUAACCGGUGGUUUAGCAAGAGAAUUGAUGUCUGAAAUUAACUUCAGGAUCUCUAAACGGACGCAGCAAUGAGCUUCUUGGUUGGAUAUCACUCAUGACUGUUCCAUUACAGCCGAUGUAGAGUUCAAAUCUGGAACACCUAGGCGUCGAAAAGCAGCUUUCUUAGACUGAAAAGUGCUUUUAGUUGAUUCGCAGCAAUGGUGGGUUAUGACUUGUCUGCGAUUCCUCAGAAGCCAGCUUGGCUGGAGUCUCUUUUAGCCGAAAAAUUCUUUGUGCCUUGCGCGAAGCAUGGAGCGUUGAAGAAGAAUGAGAGAAAUGUAUUCUGCAUGGACUGCAAUGCAGGCGUGUGCCAGCAUUGCGUCCCUGCUCACCAGAAUCACUGCAUUCUUCAGAUUCGGCGAUAUGUGUACCAUGACGUGAUACGUCUACAAGAUAUUCAACGUCUUUUGGACUGCUCGACAGUUCAAACCUACAUCAUUAACAGUGCGCGGGUGGUGUUUUUGAACCAGAGGCCACAGCCGCGGCCUUCCAAGGGGAUGGGUAAUGCCUGUGGGACCUGCGACAGGAGUCUGCAAGACUCGUAUGCUUAUUGCUCGGUUGCAUGCAAAGUAGACGCCAUUGUUAAUAGCGGUAGUGACCUGUCGAGCCUUCUGCCGGUGAGCUGCAACAUGCCGUACGCUUUCUUCACCUGCUCUCCGACUCGGAGCUUGAAAGGUGGGAAGCACGAGCUUGAGGACGAGCUUCUUACGGAUUCUCCGUCCGAUGAGUCGCCAACCCAGACGUCUUCAGCAUCGACAUCUAGUGAGGUUACGGGGUUCUGUGGAGUAGUAUCAACGGCCUCAACUCUUUUGUUGCCUAAGAAAGUGCGGAGUGGGCGUCUAUCGGCGAUGACGACGUCCCCAGUGUCUGUAAUAUUUCCAGUUUCUGUGAAGAGAAGGAAAGGGACUCCUCACAGAUCGCCAUUUUGCUAGGAAAUUGCUCCUGUAGAGAGCUCGGUUGCGUUCUUUGUCUUCCAUCUCACAUAUUUUUUGGUAUCGCUCAGUCGGUUACCCAGUAGUUAUUGAUCUCCCCUUGUGCAUGGGGGUUUCAUCCACAAAGCUUCACGUCGUUUCUGGCGACUUAUCGGAAUAGCUGAAGCAGACUGUUCUCCCCAGUCCAGUCGAGGGUUAGUUUAAAAGUGAAUGGAAGGAGCGGUUUGAUCUGUCGUGGGUAAUAGCUCGGCGAUAUGCUCUAGAGGUUUUGAAGUUUUAGUUUCACACGGCGGGACGAGGCAAGUAGAUUUCCCGAUAUCCCAACUUAAGCUGCUUGUAAGGACGUCUACGUUUGUGGUGUUUUGGCCAUAGGUCUUAAUUGUUCUGGAUUCGGUAGGAAUACUGUAGGGAGUCUCUGUUUGGAUUCGAUUGGAACGAUGACCGGUGUUGAAGCUGUAAUCAGGACUUCAAUUUGAAUGAGGGCCACAGUCCAAAAGGACGUGACAAUAGUUGGUAGCCUGUAAUUGCAAAAAAUUUACAGAAAUAUUUCUCCUCCAAGUAGUGAUGAGCAGAUUUUGCUUGCUGUAGUUCUACAUUAUUAUGACUUCACGAUAUGGGGCAGUUCUUGCAAUAAAAGUUUGACUAUGUCUGACCAAAUUAUUUACA
This is a messenger RNA of Physcomitrium patens, 2425 nucleotides long. Lineage: Eukaryota; Viridiplantae; Streptophyta; Bryopsida; Funariales; Funariaceae. The record is from RefSeq and is a predicted model, not a curated record.